Diplodia corticola is the source of this 3261-nucleotide messenger RNA. RefSeq names its product la domain-containing protein. The transcript is spliced from 4 exons. NCBI's taxonomy places the organism in Eukaryota, Fungi, Ascomycota, Dothideomycetes, Botryosphaeriales, Botryosphaeriaceae. Gene Ontology annotation, biological process: positive regulation of translation; mRNA stabilization. Bases 1 to 3261 code for a protein of 1086 amino acids. The record is from RefSeq and is a predicted model, not a curated record. Gene Ontology annotation, cellular component: cytoplasmic stress granule; cytosol. Gene Ontology annotation, molecular function: RNA cap binding.
AUGGCAUCGACGUUUUCGUACGCGCAAGCGGCCAAGGGCAUGUCCACGACUGCCACCCCGGCAACACAGUCCAAGGCACCCUCCGGCACCACCACCCCGGCCCUCACGGCGGAACCCACGGGCAUAAAUUGGGCAGACGACGGUGAGGCGGCCAGUCACACCCUCGAGACCGCCGCAGAGGCUGCAGCCAGCAUGGACGAAGCCGUUACAAACGGCAUCCAGAAGCAGGCUGAAAAUGCGCAGCAACCUGGCGAUUCCGGCAUCUCGUCACCCAGCGUCGCUGCCUCGACUACCACCAAGGAGGAUGACACCUCUUCGGUUCCCAAUGCCUCUUCAGAGUCUACGUGGGAUAACAAGUCGCAAGCUUCCAACGCUGCCGAAAAGUCAAACGACCAAGGAGAAGCUGGCCCUGAGAAGAAACAGGCUAAGGAAAAGAAAGAGAAGAAGGAGAAGGCCCCGCCCAAGCCACUUCAAGAAGCCCCAAUCCCGCAGGUCAACAUCUGGAAACAGAGGGCAGAGGCCACUGCUGCCAAGUCUACUAAGACCAGCACAGUCGCACCUGCUGUGAAGCCUGUUGCAUCCGCAGCCAAGUCAUCUUCGCAAGCGUCUCUCACCAAGGCUGGAGAUUCCAAGGUCAAUGCCGCAAGAAAGGGCAAGGACGAUGAGAUUGACAGUGGCAAGAACAAGGAUGAAGAACAGUCCGGCCGCCGAGCACAGGGCGAUUCGUCGAGGGCGAGAAGGGGACUCCAGCAAAAUGCCGGCGUUCCGCAGCCUCCUGUGAAAGACCAGGAAUCGUGGCCCACACCUGAAGACGUCCAGGGCGAGGACCGAAGGAAGGCUCAAGAGAAGACCGAAAAGUCGGACAAGGACCGCCCUGUCGCUGCUACCGCGGCACCGAAGGGCAAGAACGAAUGGGUCUCGCUACCGUACACUCCAUCGGUCGUUUUCAGCACCCCAAUGCCAAAUACUGGAGCUAGAAGGGGAGGCCGUGGCGGUGGCCGUGGUGGCGCCCAGGUCGGAGGCCGUCCCAGCUCUGGAAUUGUAAAUGGCGCGCCCAGCACCGAGAAGGACUCUGCAUCAACGGCUGGCGAGCAGUCUCGGCGUGGAAGGGCCGAUGGCGCCGUCCAGGAUGCGUUACCCGCCAAGGCGAAGAGGAACUCUAGUGUUGGCUCAGCCGCUGGCCCGAUGGCCGAGACUCAGAAGACUGAGGCAAGCUCUCAGGCAGCACGCCUCUCAAAUGGCGAUGGUCCCACAGGAUCGAUCUCGGGAUCCACCAAUGCUCAACGCAGCAAUGCUGCACCACGCCACAAGGUCAACCGUAAGUUCGAUCAGUCUGGCGCCGAGAGGCGCAAGGAAGAUUCGGUCUCGCCUUCAGAUACCACUGCUCGGAGGGGCUCUGCGGCUGUGCAGCAGUCAGAAGAUCAAGGUCGUCGCAGGUCAUUUUCUCAGAGCGAUAGCCAACCCCCUCCUGCCCGCUCUGGUGGACCUGAGCGUCGCAGUGGUCAAUAUGGCUCUGGCCGUGAGCGCGGUGAAAACCGUGGGCGUGGAAGCAUGCGUGGACGCAACGGCAACCAUGGUUACCAGAAUGGCCACCAUGGCAACUUCCCCAACGGCCAUGCCUCAUUCUCGAUUCCUCGAUCGCCACCUAACUUUGAGCCUCACACCUUCUUCGGCCAAGGCCCGCAGCAGCAGCAACGCGGUUACCGCGGUGGACGUGCUCAGUCACUUCAGACCGACUCGAUGUACGGUCGCCCUCAUCCUGGCUAUUCGAACGGCCAGGCGUUGCCUUCGUUGCAGACCUACAUGAACGGUGGUGUCUACGACUUUCCCAUGCAGCCCAUGAGUGCCUUGCCGUAUUCGCCUUACAUGGCGGACCCCUACCACCUUCUGCGGACAGUGCAGAUGCAGUUCGAAUAUUACUUCUCGGUCGAUAAUCUCUGUAAGGAUAUGUUCAUGCGCAAGCAUAUGGAUUCCCAGGGUUUCGUGUUCCUCGAUUUCAUUGCCGGUUUCAACCGAGUCAAGUCUUUGACGACCGAUAUCUCCACUAUCAAACAUGCCAUCACUCAGUCGGAAGUCAUCGACUACAAGAUUGGCGCAGAUGGCAAGGACAGGUUGCGCCGCCGCGAGGGCUGGGACAAGUGGAUUUUGACGACGGCCGAGCGCGAUCCCUCUGCUCAAAACGACGGUCCCGAUGAAUUGCACCAGCCGCCGGUCUCGAUUGCGCCGCCAGUUGAUCCUCGGUACAUGAUGCAGUUCCCCGGUUCGCCGGUGGAUAUGCCUACAAGCCCCAGUCAUGGCGGGGCCUUCCAGCCCCUCAACGGCAUCGCGCAGGGCGCCUCUCCCGCCAACGGAGGGCCGGCUGGCUCUGAGUUGGUCAACGGCGGCCACUACACCGAGGGCGGCACGUCUCAGCUCUCAUCUAUGAACGUCGGUGCUGUUCCCUCGUUCGCUCCCAACCCAUCUCCGAACGGUGUCAACCCCGAGGCCGACUCGUUCUCGAACGACCAGACCAAGGAUCUCACCGUCGUUGUCCGGAAGCACGAGCAAGCUUCGGAAAAGCAACCGGCUUUCCACUCCGAGGGGUCUCGUACCUUUUCCAACGGCUCGAUCGACAGCAAAUCCGUUGCGGAGGAGCUGCACAAGGUCGACGCCAAGCAGACCGGCCCGGAGACCAACGGUCACGGCCCUGUGGAAGCGAUUGAGGGUCGUCAAUCGGACGUCCUCACGAGAUCACAAAGUCCCUCUUCACAAUCUGGUAGUUCUGCAAUGCGGCUUUUCUGGGUCAAGGACCAACAACACCCGGUCCAGUCUGAAUCUCUUCCCCCUGAUGCCAACGUCGUUCUCUACACGGAGCUAUACAAGUCAGCACUGAAGCAACGCGAGGCUGUGCCGAUCGGAAAUUGCCCUUACGACUUGGUCGUCCUUUAUCAGUUUUGGUCGCAUUUUCUCAUUCGAAACUUCAACACGGGCAUGUACAACGACUUCCGGCGGCUUGCGUUCGAGGACAUUGCUCAUCGUUCGUCGGACGUGGGUAUGCGGUGCCUGGUCAAGUACUACGGCGAGGCGCUGUCAAGCCAAAGUGGUAUACGGCAACGGGUCGCGCGGCAUUACGUCGAUAUCGUUAUGACAGAAGCUGGUCACGACGACUCUGCUUUCACGCAGCUACGGACAGCGUGGCGGGACGGCUCUGUGAGUGAGAGCAACCGCCAGGUGAUCAGUGCUUUUAUGGGAAGCGAACUGCUCGCUUCUCUCGAACAGUAG